Pelagomonas calceolata is the source of this 774-nucleotide messenger RNA. The record is from the annotation of a GenBank genome assembly. Lineage: Eukaryota; Pelagophyceae; Pelagomonadales; Pelagomonadaceae.
AGCAAACGCGCUGAUCAGACGCUCUCUGGACGAAUAGAUUGUGGCAUUGUUCCGGAUCGAGGUCGCACACGAACCAUGCGCCAGAAACGCUGCGUUGCAUGCAUGCUGCUGCUGCUGCACCUGCCGGUCACCAGCGCUCUCCGACUGCAGCACAUCGACGUCGUGCUAGUUGGGCCGCAGUACGCUUCAAACGUUGGACAAGCAUUGCGUCUGUGCGCCUGCUUCGAGGUCGGGCGGCUGAAAUUAGUCAAACCAGAGUACGACCGCGACGCCGACGCGACCUAUGAAAGGCGCUUCGCGAUGCCCCAGGGCCGCGCGGUGCGGGACGAGCGGACCAUUGUAUGUGACACCUUGGACGAUGCGUUACGGGACGUCGAGUUCUCCGUGGCGUUUUCCGGGCGCGGACGCGCAAAUGAUCAAUUCGCGGCGGCCGCGCCGGCGCUCGCGGCGCGCGUUGACGGUAGGACGGCGCUCGUGUUCGGGCGGGAGGCGGACGGGUUGCGGGCGGAGGAGCUCGCGCGGUGCGGCGCGUCCGUCGAGAUUGAUAGCGCCGAGUCGCUGAACCUGUCGCACGCGGUCUCCAUCGCGCUGGCGGACAUUUAUGCGAGGGCGGACUCCGAGGCGCCGGCGGCGCCCGACGUCGCGCCCGACGCGACCAUCGACGCGCUCGUGUCUCGCCUGGGCGCGGCGCUCGGGGCCGACGAGGGUUUCCGCGCGACGAGCCGCGGCAAGGUGUCCGCCUGUGUGGAAAUCAACGUCGCGUCGAUGGCGUGG